AGAAGUUUAUCUCAGUCUGUCUGUGUCUGACAGUCACUUACAAACCGUGAUCUAGUAAGGUUGAAAUGAAAACAUCUCACUAAAAGUGUUCGAACUAAAGUAGCCAUCAUGCGGUUGAUAUUUUUAAUAAUAUCUCUUCCAAGUUUAUUUUGUGAAAACCCCGCAAGAUUUCGAGUUCAAAUAUCUAACUCAGUUCCUUUAGAAAACUGUACAGAAACACUUAAACGGCUCCAGGAUGUUUUGGUUUCAAGUUUCUCCGGACUGAAUGAUCUUGGAUUAGGACAUGAUAUCUCUAAUAUUGAAAUCAGUUUACCUAAACACUGGAGACAGGCUGCUUGUCAACCUGGAAGGACUGUUUUAUCCACCCGGAUAUCUGGAGCUAAACCCAACCUUAUCCUGCAACAUCAAGGAGCUGAACCUUACUCUCUUCAACCUCGUGGUUGUGGAGCUCAGGGUUUAGGUGUAUCACUACCUCUCUCUGCACUGAAUAAACCCAACCUGGAGAGUACAGUGAUGACACAACUAAUAAACUCUAGGUUCGGAGUAUUUCUCCAAGAUUAUGAAUCCCUAACUCAGGUUCUAAAUGAUACCAGCUAUGAUGGGAUAAGUAGGACGGAGCAAAAUAUAAUCUGCGAAGGCCGGAACCCUCUAGAUAUAAUUGGUACCCGGAGUCAACCUGUCAACUUUACUCAACCUGAGUUCAGAUAUGUUGUAGAAGGAGAAGAACAUUAUGUUCUAGUUCUAGAUCAAACCAGUAUCAUGGAUAUCAACCAAAGAUGGAUAAAUAUCAAGAAAUCUUUUAAUAGGUUUAUAAAUAAUCUCAAGGAUGGAACUAUGUUGAGUAUUAUAACCUAUGGUAGAGAAGGUAACCUAGUUUUACCUCCUACAGUAGUUACACAUACUAAUAGAGAAGGUUUACAUGGAAGAAUACCAAGAAGAAUAGAAGAAUCUAAUGAAACAUGUUUAUCAUGUGGGAUAAAACUAGCCAAGGAUAUAUUAGCUGGAAGCUCUGGAUCCAUUAUACUUGUAACUGGAAACUUGUAUUCUAAUCUCCAGGUAGAUGAUAUAACUGAGAUAUAUACAGUUCUAUAUCCAGAAAGGGAGGAAACCAAUAUUGGAACAGUUUAUUCUAUUCUUGAAGAGAAUACUGAGAUUCCACUAAACCAACUUAAUGAAGUACUUAUUGAUAUAAUGAACAGAGUUGAAGAAGAUACUCUUGCAAAGAUUCAUGAGUCUGAUCAUCUCUCUUAUGAAUUCUCUGGAACUUUUAUUGUGGAAGAAAACCUAAGAGAAGAUAUAACUGUAACUCUAACAGUUGAAGAUGAGCAGAAGAUAGAAUAUUUUGAAGUUAUUGAUCCAUCAGGACAAAAGAAUAUAUUCUCCAAGUUUGAGGACGGGAUGGUUUUACUCCGGUAUAGUGGAUUAAGUGAACCAGGAAUAUGGACGUAUCAUGUUAAACUGUAUCCAGAGGCAGGAUUACCAGGAACAAGGAUGCUUGUUGAUGUGGUAGCACGAGGAAAAGAGAAAGAAAUAAGGAUUGUAGGAAUACAAACCUUGAAGGUUGACAACUUCUCCACCCCUGUACAGAUACUGGCUAGGGUUGAGAGAGGAGAAGAACCAGUUCAUGGAGCUGAGAUCAGAGCUAUUGUAUCCGGACCUAACUCUGAUACAGAAAUAUUACUCAAGGAUACAGGAUACUCGGAUAUCAAGGAAGGAGAUGGUGUAUAUUCUGGAUAUUUGUCUGUAUUCUCCAGUAUACCUGGAUACUAUACAGUGAGAAUACUUAUUUCGGAUAAUAACGGAAGAUCAUUUACUCUGUCAGAGGGAGCUCCGAUACCCACUGGUUCAUAUCGGAGAUAUGUUGCUGCUCCGUCCUUCUUUGUCAAGGUUGGAGUAGUACCUGGAGAAGAUAUAAUUCCUCCGUCCAGAGUAUCUGAUCUGAGUUUAACCCUGCUCAAUUCAUCCUCCUACCUAGAGAACUCGGAGCUAUCUGAACCUGAACUUGAGAACUCUACAUCUCUGAACCUAGAGCUAAGAUGGACUGCUCCUGGAGACAACUAUGAUGAAGGAAGAGUGGAUAAAUAUGAAAUAAGAUGUCACACCAAUCCUUUAGCCUUGUCUGAAGAGAACUUUACUAGUCAAGGUAUCCUUGUAAAUCAGGGUACAACCUUGAUAUCUCUAGGUUCAGGAUCUAUACAGAGAAUAUUAACCCGGGUUCCUUGGACCAAUGAACUAUUCUACUUUGCUUUAACAUCAUUUGAUGUUGCUGGGAACAGAGGACGUAUAAGUAACCUUGUUCAAGUAUAUGUUGAUGAAGAUACUGAUUCUGAUAUUACUAAGAAGGAUGAAGAGAUACAAGAAGAACUUAAGCUUGGUAAACUCAGCUGGUUUCUUGAUAAACAACAGAUAUAUAUUGUAUCAGGAGUAGGGGGUGGAGUUCUUCUAAUCAUAGUUCUUCUUAUCCUUGCUCUUAUCCUUAGAGCUAAACGGUUAAAGAGAAGUAAAACACAGUGGGUUCAGGAUACAUAUGAAGCUGGAUUUACUCCGGAAACUAAGGUUGAGAGAGUUGAGACGGAGAGUGGUAUUUACAGUUGGUUAGAAUCAUUGCCUAGAUCUGAGUCUGGACAAAAGAAAGGAUUUGAGGAGGGAAGUAAUAGCUCCAGACCAACUACAAGUACAGAUGAUUCUAUCUCAGAUUCAGGGGAGCACAGACAGAGCAAUGAACAGCUCCAGCCCUAUGGACAACCUGGAGAAGAGGAACGUCCUGAGGAACUUUCUCAUGAUGAUUACGCCCAGCAGGUUCUGACCAGAUCCUUGUACUACUACAGCUUCAGAGGAUCCGUACCUGGAGCUGUACCUGGAGCAGGGUUGAGGGUAAAUCCAAACAAUUUUAUUACUCCGGGAGGAGACACCAGUAGAAGUAAUCUAGACGAAUACCAACCAAACAAUCUUGGGAGAAAGAAGAGACAUGAAAGUGUUGUUUGAACCUUUAUAGUUUCGUUUUUGUGUCGUCCUUUUUUUGGCUGUGAUAUGUGAAAUAUAUAGUUUUUAAUCUUUAUUUAAUUAAUAAAUUAUUGUGAAUUAUA
Molecule: messenger RNA, 3086 nt
Organism: Eurytemora carolleeae
Lineage: Eukaryota; Metazoa; Arthropoda; Copepoda; Calanoida; Temoridae
Product: calcium-activated chloride channel regulator 1
Exons: 2
Coding region: 109-2985 (958 amino acids)
Source: RefSeq, a predicted model, not a curated record